CUAUGGUAUGUGCAUCCAUCUUUGACCAUGGAUGACGCCGUAAAAUGGGCGGUACGCACAAACAGCGGCAGGUGGAGACUCAUUAAUAGAGUUGUUUUACUUCCAGGUAGGAAAAAAAACCCACAAAAAUGAAUUAUAUGUAUAAAUAUUAGUGUUCCACUGGUAAUAUAUGAUCAUAUUAAUGGAUAUAGUUUACUCUGAAAUGUUUAAGAAAAUCACGGAUUGGCUCCUUUACAUGCAUCUAUCAUGCUUUUAUUUUGAAAGUCCCAAAUCAACCCAGGAAGUGAAUGGUUUCCGGUAAUCUUUGAAAAUGCCUGGAACCGAAGUUGUGUAGUUGUUUUUGGUCCAAAAAUACCCGGUUAUGGUUGUUAACCCAAUAUUUUUUGUAAUGAAAAGGGGAGUCUAGUUGUAGUUUUACUCGAGCUUUGGUCCAUCGUGGUUAAAGCGGAUCAAAUUCUCUGAUUUGAAAGUUUUUUUUUUGUUAAAAACCCGAUAGUCUGAGGCCAUGGCUGUCGAUUGGAUUGGGUUCGUGUAUGCUGCUUUGGUGACAGCAGGAGGAGUUGUGGGUUUCGUGAAGGCAGGAAGUGUCACCUCGCUGGCGGCAGGGCUCCUGUUUGGUCUGCUGGCCGCUCUGGGUGCUUAUCGCACAUCUCAGAAUCCCAGGAAUGUGUUGGUUUCCUUUGGUGCGGCAGGAACACUGGCUGUAGUGAUGGGACUCAGAUUCCUCAGCUCUGGGAAGUUCAUGCCAGCUGGAUUAAUGACUUUGACCAGUGGACUCAUGCUGGUGAAGAUCAUCUUUGGAAUGUUAAAGAAAAAGUCUAAUUCAACUUGAACUUUUGCUGUUGUAGCUCAUUCGAGCCCAAAGACAUGAGCUACAGAGAUAAUUGCUGACUUUAAAAUGGUUCCUUGUGAAUGUAAGCGAGUAUUGUUGUGUGGCCCUGUAAAAGACUGCCAUCCCAUUUAGGAUGUUCCCAAUUGUGGCUGGGAUAGGCUCCAGCAACCCCAUGAAAAUGGAUUAAAUGGGUUCAGAGAAUGCAUGUGAACUCCAUAGAGUACAGUAAGUGUCUCCCCUAAGAAGACAGUGGGAUGAAGCCUGAACUCCUACAAACCAAUGAGCAGAAGGCUUCUCGCCUCCCAGAGCUGCACCCUAAUGGAUGAUGAUGAUGAUGAUGAUAAAGCUCUGAGGAUUUAAAGGGUACCCAAACAGGGAAGUUGGAGGCUGACUCCACCCACAGCCGAAAUGUGAAAAUCCAAUCAGAGGGGCGGGGCUUGGAACAGGACUGUUAUCAUUACUGGAGCUGCAGAUCAUGACAUGAGACUUAAAAAUGUUGCAAUGACCGACAGAUGGCACCUUUAAAGCCCCAUUUAUAGAGGUCAACAGACAAAAAAAGUUGAUAUAGGGUUUGGUUACCCUUUAAGGUUUUCCGAAAUUAAAACUUGAAGUGUCAAAACAGACGUGAGCUGGAAUGUUUUGUCUAUUAAAUGAUUGAAUGUUG
Oryzias melastigma (Indian medaka) is the source of this 1496-nucleotide messenger RNA. RefSeq names its product transmembrane protein 14C. The coding region runs from base 506 to 832 and encodes 108 amino acids. Gene Ontology annotation, cellular component: mitochondrial membrane. The transcript has 4 exons. Lineage: Eukaryota; Metazoa; Chordata; Actinopteri; Beloniformes; Adrianichthyidae. Gene Ontology annotation, biological process: regulation of heme biosynthetic process. The record is from RefSeq and is a predicted model, not a curated record.